This is a messenger RNA of Thelazia callipaeda (thelaziosis nematode), 624 nucleotides long. The record is from the annotation of a GenBank genome assembly. NCBI's taxonomy places the organism in Eukaryota, Metazoa, Nematoda, Chromadorea, Rhabditida, Thelaziidae.
AUGAAUCGAGGAAGCAGACUAAAUUUUGCUUGCAGUCUCCAUGAUAUCCCGCCAUCACCUAACUGUCAUGCAAUUGUAAAUCGAUCAAGUAGUAAGUUUUCUCCAAGAUCUGGAUCACUUGACACAAUCCCUCAAGUAUGUGAAAAUGUUAUCGUCGAUAAGGAACAUCUGGCAUCAAUAUGUGCACAUCUUUGCAGUCAACUAAAAAUAAUCGUCGAUUUGCUGACGGAUUUCGCAGCAGAUGUUUGUGAUGAAUCCGAAAGUGCGCGUAGUUUACUGCACGAACUUGAGGAAAAAGUCUUGCCUUUUUUGGUAAAGCUAGAGAUAGAAAUGGCUGCAUCAGAGAAACUUAUUCGAGUAAAUAUUGACACAGCUCGAAUCAAUGAAACUAAAGUUGAUUGGUUAUUGAAAUUCAACAAAUACGAGCUCGAAAUGCGCGACAUGCUGGUUAUUCUAUCUGGUGCAAUUUACGAGGAUUUAGAGCGAGUUCUGUCCCUCAGGCAUCGCGGUUGUUCUGGCGUCACUUUUAAACAGGAGUCCAUAGCAUGCUUGCGGCACAUGAAAAAUGAUACUAACAGACUGCACAAGCAAAUAAAGUUGGAACAAAUGGUACCUAUUUACUGA